Messenger RNA from Baudoinia panamericana UAMH 10762, 459 nucleotides. RefSeq lists its product as uncharacterized. Bases 1 to 459 code for a protein of 152 amino acids. The record is from RefSeq and is a predicted model, not a curated record. NCBI's taxonomy places the organism in Eukaryota, Fungi, Ascomycota, Dothideomycetes, Mycosphaerellales, Teratosphaeriaceae. The transcript has 3 exons.
AUGACUGCCCCGCUGCCAAAGCGUAUCAUCAAGGAGACGGAGAGGUUGCAGAGCGAGCCAGUGCCUGGAAUCUCUGCACAACCGCACGAUGACAAUGCACGGUACUUUGACGUGAUGGUGGAGGGCCCCGGUGGUAGCUGUUAUGAAGGUGGCAUCUUCAACCUUGAGCUUUUCCUCCCAGACGACUACCCAAUGUGCCCUCCGCGAAUACGCUUCCUUACCCGCAUCUACCACCCCAACAUUGAUCGGCUAGGCAGAAUAUGCUUGGAUGUUCUGAAGAACAACUGGUCACCCGCAUUGCAAAUUCGGACGAUCCUGCUCAGCAUACAGGCCUUGCUGGGUGCACCUAAUCCGGAGGAUCCCUUGAACGAGGCGGUGGCGAAGCAAUGGAAGGAGAACCAACCGGAAGCCAUUCGAACGGCGCGUGAGUGGACAAAGCUGUACGCGCAGAAGAAAUGA